Symbiodinium sp. CCMP2456 is the source of this 334-nucleotide messenger RNA. The record is from the annotation of a GenBank genome assembly. Lineage: Eukaryota; Dinophyceae; Suessiales; Symbiodiniaceae.
GCAGGAUCCUGUGGGUCUCUGGGAUCCAGUCGGGUUCACCGCCGACGGAGAUGUGGCAUCCUUUAGGAGGCGUCGCUCUGUCGAGCUGAAGCAUGGCCGAAUCUCGAUGAUGGCUACGAUGGGUUACAUCACCCCAGAAGUCAUCGGCAAGCUGCCUGGCUUCUUGUCGCCCUCCGCGGGCUUGAAGUUUGCAGACAUCCCGAACGGCCUUGCGGCUGUCGCCAAAGUACCUGUGGCAGGCUGGGCGCAGAUUGCCGCGUACUUUGGCUUCGUGGAGUUCAGCGGCGGCUUCGAUGACUACAAGAGCGGCACCCCGGGCGACUACGGCUUCAAG